AGGGUUUUUUUAUUGAUCGUCAAAGGUCAUUUAAAGAUUUGUCAUUGCCAUAGUAAACAAAAUAUUUAAAAACAUCGCUUAGUUCCGUCCAGUUCAGUUCAUGUAGUCGAAAGUAGUAAAUGACGUUUAGUUCUACGAGAUACGAGUAGCUGAUAACAAAAUUUAAUCAUUGUACAUUGAACUGAUAAGACUUGUAGCUUUAGUAAAGUUUGUAAAAAUGUUACAGAUCCAAGUAUUAUUGAGUAUGUUUGUAUUCUCGUCUGCGUCAAGUGCCACAUCAGACUUUCGGAAUCCCAUUGAUUCCGUGGAAAAUUCUAUCGGAAUUAGCACUGAAACGCUCAUAAAAACUGUAGUUGAUAUGGCAAACAAAAUUAAAACUCUGGAAGCCAAAGUUGAAAAGCUUGAACGCCUGGAAGAUAAGAUGAUGUCGCUGGAGGAAACGCUGCUGCUGAAAAAUGAGAAAAUCGCCAAAAUGGAACGUGUGAUGGAAACGUUAGUCACUAAGAGAAACAAUUCGGGAAGCAAAAGCUCUACAGGACCAGUUGUCACUUCAAAAGAUAAACAGUCGCUCUCAAGUCACAUUAACAGAGGUAUACGACAGGUAGAAAAUGUAGCUUUCUCGGCUGUUUUAACGAACUCUCUUCAACACCUUGGAGACAAACAAGCUAUCAAGUUUAACAAGAUCCUCGUGAAUGACGGAAAUGGUUAUGAACCAAACACAGGAGCCUUUACUGCUCCAAUGGCCGGUACAUACCUGUUCAUCUAUAACUUUGGACACCACGGCACUGGCGAAACAUGGCUUGAACUCGUGAAGAAUGGUGCUGCCCAGAACGGCGUUGCUGUUGAGGGCCAUUUUGGUAGCCAGAAUCUACAGGGCGGAAACGCAGCCAAUAUACGUCUCGACCUAGGGGAUACAGUAUGGGUGGAAACGUACCAAGUGUCUGACGUGACCGUCCAAAACUCAUUCACAACAUUUUCUGGAGUUUUUCUCUACUGAAUACAAAUGGUUUCAUGUAUAAAAUGGAGUUCAUAAAAUUGUCCAACAGCA
Molecule: messenger RNA, 1048 nt
Organism: Mercenaria mercenaria
Lineage: Eukaryota; Metazoa; Mollusca; Bivalvia; Venerida; Veneridae
Product: otolin-1-like
Exons: 2
Coding region: 218-997 (259 amino acids)
Molecular function (GO): protein binding
Source: RefSeq, a predicted model, not a curated record